CCCCGUCCCUUUGUGGUUCUGAAGUCUGACUUUAACCCCCAAAUCCGUCGCAUUCCCUUCCUCAGGUAAAACCCUAACUCUGCAAAUUAUCUCGAACUCUCCUCUCUCCGAUCCGUACGGAAGGAGACCGUUUGAAAAUCUUCUGCGUCGCGGCCCACUGGGUUUUGAGGAGGAGGCCCAAUUCAGUUCGAUUUGAUCGGAAUUGUUGUUCGAAGCCGUUUCUUUUCGAGUGAUUACAUUAACGAUGAAGAACGUUGAGCGUAUUGCCAAUAUCGCCUUAGCAGGUUUAACGUUAGCACCACUUGUUGUAAAGGUAGAUCCAAACCUAAAUGUAGUUUUGACUGCAUGUCUCACAGUUUUCGUGGGUUGCUACCGGUCCGUGAAGCCAACUCCACCUUCAGAGACGAUGUCCAAUGAACAUGCCAUGCGUUUCCCAUUUGUUGGGAGUGCAAUGCUGUUAUCACUAUUUUUACUUUUUAAGUUCUUAUCCAAAGACUUGGUUAAUGCUGUCUUGACGUGCUAUUUCUUUGUUCUUGGGAUCAUUGCUCUCUCAGCAACACUGUUACCUGCUAUUGCACGCUAUUUGCCAGAGAGUUGGAACAAGGAUCCCAUCGUCUGGCAUUUUCCAUAUUUCCGGUCUGUGGAGAUUGAGUUCACAAAAUCUCAGAUUGUUGCUGCAAUUCCUGGAACCUUUUUCUGUGCAUGGUAUGCUUCAAAGAAGCAUUGGCUGGCUAACAAUAUAUUGGGGCUUGCCUUCUGUAUUCAGGGAAUUGAAAUGCUUUCUCUUGGGUCUUUUAAAACUGGUGCCAUCCUUUUGGCUGGACUUUUUGUGUAUGAUAUUUUCUGGGUUUUCUUCACUCCAGUUAUGGUCAGUGUUGCAAAAUCUUUUGAUGCGCCUAUAAAGCUGUUGUUCCCCACAGCAGAUGCUGCACGUCCAUUUUCUAUGCUUGGACUUGGUGAUAUUGUAAUCCCUGGCAUUUUCGUGGCGUUGGCUUUGCGGUUUGAUGUAUCUAGGGGAAAAAGGGGCCAGUACUUUAAGAGUGCAUUUUUGGGAUACACGGUUGGUUUGGUCCUCACAAUUGUUGUAAUGAACUGGUUUCAGGCAGCACAGCCAGCACUGUUGUAUAUUGUACCAUCUGUUAUCGGAUUUUUGGCUGGUCACUGCAUUUGGAAUGGUGAUGUCAAACCGCUUUUGGCAUUUGAUGAGUCGAAGACCGCGGCGACAUCUGAAGAAGAAAGUGAUGCCAAAAUUACCAAGAAGGUGGAGUAAGUUGAAAUACAGAGAAGACACGGACACCAAAACUUUCCCAACUCGAAAAAAAAGAAACACCGUUUUUCUCUCCGAGGCACCGGAAUGCCUUUAAAGCCUCUUAUCUUAGCUAAUUAUGCAACUGCGCACAGCUGUAAGCCUGUAACAGCUUUUUUGGAUUGAGGACGAAAUAAUAUUUCAGUUACAACAAUGUUAGGUUAAUACAGAAACUUUUGCCAAA
Pyrus x bretschneideri (Chinese white pear) is the source of this 1490-nucleotide messenger RNA. RefSeq names its product signal peptide peptidase. The transcript has 12 exons. Gene Ontology annotation, cellular component: cytoplasmic side of endoplasmic reticulum membrane; lumenal side of endoplasmic reticulum membrane; membrane. Lineage: Eukaryota; Viridiplantae; Streptophyta; Magnoliopsida; Rosales; Rosaceae. Gene Ontology annotation, molecular function: aspartic endopeptidase activity, intramembrane cleaving. Bases 245 to 1270 code for a protein of 341 amino acids. Gene Ontology annotation, biological process: membrane protein proteolysis. The record is from RefSeq and is a predicted model, not a curated record.